Betta splendens (Siamese fighting fish) is the source of this 7170-nucleotide messenger RNA. It is a transcript of the gene scn4aa, whose product is annotated as sodium channel, voltage-gated, type IV, alpha, a. The transcript is spliced from 25 exons. Lineage: Eukaryota; Metazoa; Chordata; Actinopteri; Anabantiformes; Osphronemidae. Bases 1 to 5643 code for a protein of 1880 amino acids. The record is from RefSeq and is a predicted model, not a curated record. Gene Ontology annotation, cellular component: voltage-gated sodium channel complex; plasma membrane; axon. Gene Ontology annotation, biological process: membrane depolarization during action potential; neuronal action potential; sodium ion transmembrane transport. Gene Ontology annotation, molecular function: calcium ion binding; voltage-gated sodium channel activity.
AUGGCGACCCUGCUCCCUCGCCCAGGCACGCAUGCGUUCCGCCCCUUCACCCAGGAGUCACUGGCGGAGAUUGAGAGGUUCAAGGAGGAAAGAACAAAAGCAGCAGAAGUAGAGGCCCAUGAGGGAGAAGAGCCGGCAUCCCCCAACGCUGAUCUGGAGGCGGGUAAGAACCUGCCCAUGAUCUACGGAGACCCUCCACCGGAGCUGCUCAACACACCUCUGGAGGACCUGGACCCCUUCUACAAAACCCAGAAGACCUUUAUCGUGAUCAGCAAAGGAAACACGAUCUACAGGUUCAAUGCUGAACCAGCCUGCUACAUUCUGAGCCCCUUUAAUUUGCUUAGAAGAGGAGCCAUCAAAAUUCUCAUACAUUCAUUAUUUAGCAUGUUCAUCAUGAUAACGAUUCUAUCGAAUUGUGUGUUCAUGACAAUGAGCAACCCUCCAGCGUGGAGUAAAACUGUUGAAUAUGUUUUUACUGGUAUUUAUACCUUUGAGGCAACAGUGAAAGUGUUGUCCAGGGGAUUCUGUAUUGGAUCUUUUACAUUCCUUCGAGACCCAUGGAACUGGCUGGAUUUCAUGGUGAUCAGCAUGGCAUACAUCACUGAGUUUGUUGACCUUGGCAACGUGUCAGCCCUCAGGACCUUUCGUGUUCUUCGAGCCCUUAAAACAAUUACUGUGAUUCCUGGUUUGAAAACCAUUGUUGGGGCUUUGAUCCAGUCAGUGAAGAAAAUGGUGGAUGUCAUGAUUCUGACCGUCUUUGCCCUCGCUGUGUUUGCCCUUGUUGGCCUUCAGCUUUUCAUGGGAAACCUGCGGCACAAAUGUGUGCGAUGGCCCAUCGACACGAAUGAAACUGCUUCUGGAUUCUUUAACAGCACGGCAGAGUUUAAUGGCACCGUGCUGCUCAACAACACAAGAGUAAACCACACUCUGUAUCAUAACAGUACCUUCAAUUUCCAGGAAUAUAUUGAAAACGCAGAUAAUUACUAUUACUUAGACGGGAGUCUUGAUGCUCUUCUCUGUGGAAACAGUUCUGAUGCUGGGAAGUGCCCGGAGGGAUUCACGUGCAUGAAGACUGGGAGGAACCCCAACUUUGGCUACACCAGCUUUGACUCCUUCGGCUGGGCCUUCCUGGCUCUCUUCCGACUCAUGACCCAAGACUUCUGGGAAAACCUUUUCCAGCUGACCCUGCGAGCGGCUGGGAAAACAUACAUGCUGUUCUUUGUGGUGAUUAUCUUUCUGGGCUCCUUCUACCUCAUCAACCUCAUCCUGGCUGUGGUAGCUAUGGCCUACGAUGAGCAGAAUCAGGCAACACGCCGAGAGGCCAUAGAAAAAGAGGAGGAGUUCCAGCGGCUGCUAGAGCAGCUCAAAAAUCAAGAACAGGCUCAGAUUCUUGGAAGUCGAGCAACUUUAACCAGUAAGAAGUCGCUCAGUCAUCAGACAGCGUCCGAUUUAGCAGAUGAUGAUAAUGAAAAUGAUCAAGACAUCAAGGACUGUAAUGGGAGAGUUGUUCCUCGUCUCAUCGUCAGAGCGCCAACCCUGGUUGAGUCUCGUGCAGAUCAGGAAGUCAGGGAGAAGUCAUUAGGCUCUGUGCACAGCAUGCUUCAUCUGGAUGAACCAGGCCUGACACAGAGAUCUGCCAGUAUUGCUACUGUGCUGACAGCAGCGGCUAUGGAAGAGUUGGAGGAGGCGCAGAGGCCAUGCCCACCUGGUUGGUACAAGUUUGCCGACCUCUUCCUGAAGUGGGACUGCUGCACACCCUGGGUGGUUUUUAAAAAGUGGGUGCACUUUGUAGUGAUGGACCCUUUCGUUGACUUGGCCAUCACCAUCUGCAUUGUGCUCAACACCCUCUUCAUGGCCAUGGAGCACUACCCCAUGACCCCGGAGUUCGACUAUAUGCUCUCAGUGGGGAACCUGGUUUUCACUGGGAUCUUCACAGCAGAAAUGUUCUUCAAGCUCAUCGCCAUGGAUCCCUACUAUUACUUUCAGGUUGGCUGGAACAUUUUUGACAGCAUCAUUGUGACUCUGAGUCUGGUGGAGUUGGGGCUGGCAAAUGUUCAGGGCCUGUCUGUUCUCAGGUCCUUUCGUCUGCUGCGUGUCUUCAAACUGGCCAAGUCCUGGCCCACUCUCAAUAUGUUGAUCAAAAUCAUCGGGAACUCAGUAGGAGCUUUAGGGAACUUGACCUUGGUGCUGGCCAUCAUCGUCUUCAUCUUUGCUGUGGUGGGCAUGCAGCUCUUUGGGAAAAGCUACAAGGACUGUGUGUGCAAAAUCGCCCUGGACUGUGAGCUUCCCCGCUGGCACAUGAACGACUUCUUCCACUCCUUCCUGAUCGUGUUCCGCAUCCUGUGCGGGGAGUGGAUCGAGACCAUGUGGGACUGCAUGGAGGUGGCAGGAGCCGGGAUGUGUUUAGUCGUCUUCAUGAUGGUCAUGGUCAUUGGAAAUCUAGUGGUGUUGAACCUCUUCCUGGCCUUGCUGCUCAACUCCUUCAGUGGAGACAACCUCUCAGCAGGAGAUGAUGACGGAGAGAUGAACAACCUCCAGAUUGCCAUCGGCAGAAUCACACGGGGCAUCAACUGGUUGAAAGCGUUCGCCGUCCGGACGGCCACGCGAUCUCCUGGCAGAAAGUCCGAGGAGCCCGAAGAAGGGCCCAGGGGUGACACCGAGCCUAAAACGGAAGGAAUCGAAAUGAAUCACCUGGAUUCCUGUGAGGAUUACAAAAUAGCAGAUGGAAUACCCAAUUGUUUGGUUGAAGGCCGGCCUUCUGGGUUUAUAGUGGACGGCGAGCAGAGUCUCACUGUGCCGAUCGCCCAGGGAGAAUCAGACUUUGAAUACCUGGGCGAGGACGAUGAGGAUAAUGACAACGUAGAUCACGAUGCCUAUGAUUCAGAGGUUUUAGAUGAUGAAAACAGCCAGCAUAGCAGGCCUGUGGACGAUGGAGAAUCCUCCGUGUGCAGCACGGUGGACUAUCACCCACCUGAGCCUGAAGUGGAAGUGGAAGAAGAGGAGCCGGAGCCGGUGGAGCCAGAGGCCUGCUUCACUGACAACUGUGUGAGCCGCUGGCCGUGUCUGACUGUAGACAUCACCCAAAGCAAAGGCAAGAAAUGGUGGAACCUGCGUCGAACCUGCUUCACAAUUGUGGAGCACGACUGGUUUGAAACCUUUAUAAUCUUCAUGAUUCUCCUCAGCAGCGGCGCUCUGGCCUUUGAAGACAUACACAUAGAAAGACGCCGAAAUAUCAAAAUUAUCCUGGAGUUUGCAGACAAGAUUUUCACGUACAUAUUUGUUGUGGAAAUGCUGCUUAAAUGGGUCGCAUAUGGCUUCAAGACCUACUUCACAAAUGCCUGGUGUUGGUUGGACUUCUUCAUUGUGGAUAUUUCACUGAUUAGUUUAGUGGCCAACUGGAUGGGAUACUCUGACCUUGGACCAAUCAAAUCCCUUAGGACCCUCAGGGCUCUGAGGCCUCUACGAGCAUUGUCAAGAUUUGAAGGGAUGAGGGUGGUGGUUAAUGCUCUUGUCGGGGCGAUUCCUUCCAUCUUCAACGUGCUGCUGGUGUGCUUGAUCUUCUGGCUCAUCUUCAGCAUCAUGGGAGUCAACCUGUUCGCUGGCAAGUUCUACCGCUGCCUCAACACCACGUCAGAGGAGCGCUUCCUCAUGUCAGAGGUCAACAACAGGACCGAAUGCAUGGCCAUCAAAGAAGCUACGCAGGACGCCCGCUGGGCCAACGUCAAGGUUAACUAUGACAACGUGGGACAGGGCUACCUGUCCCUGCUUCAAGUGGCAACUUUUAAAGGAUGGAUGGAUAUCAUGUACGCUGCCGUUGACUCGAGAGAGAUAGGGGAGCAACCUUCUUACGAGAUCAACCUUUACAUGUACAUGUACUUUGUCAUCUUCAUUAUCUUUGGCUCCUUCUUUACACUCAACCUUUUCAUUGGUGUCAUUAUAGACAAUUUCAACCAGCAAAAGAAAAAGUUUGGAGACAAAGACCUGUUUAUGACUGAUGAGCAAAAGAAAUACUAUGAAGCCAUGAAGAAACUUGGUUCCAAGAAGCCACAGAAGCCAAUUCCCCGCCCAACAAACCUAAUCCAGGGAAUGGUGUUUGACUUCAUCAGUCAGCAGUUCUUUGACAUCUUCAUCAUGGUACUCAUCUGCCUUAAUAUGGUGACGAUGAUGGUGGAGACAGAUGACCAGAGCCCAGAAAAGGAAGAUUUCCUCUUUAAAGUGAAUGUGGCUUUCAUUGUUGUCUUCACUGGGGAGUGCGUGUUGAAGCUCUUUGCCUUGCGACAAUACUUCUUCACCAAUGGAUGGAACGUUUUUGAUUUUGUCGUGGUCAUCUUGUCCAUCGCAGGUACAAUGCUCUCAGACCUAAUAGAGAAGUACUUUGUGUCACCGACUCUCUUCAGAGUGAUCAGACUUGCCAGAAUAGGUCGGAUUCUGCGUCUUAUAAAAGGAGCUAAAGGCAUUCGUACACUUCUCUUCGCCCUGAUGAUGUCACUUCCUGCCCUUUUUAACAUUGGGCUCCUGCUCUUCCUCAUCAUGUUCAUUUUCUCCAUAUUCGCCAUGUCAAACUUUGCCUAUGUCAAAAAGGAGGCUGGAAUCGAUGACAUAUUUAACUUUGAAACCUUUGGCGGCAGCAUCAUCUGUUUGUUUCAGAUUACAACAUCAGCCGGCUGGGAUGGACUUUUGCUCCCAAUGCUAAACCGAGAACCUCCAGACUGUGACCCAAACUUUGAGCAUCCGGGCACAGACGUAAGGGGUAACUGCGGCAACCCAGGUAUGGGCAUGAUGUUCUUCUGCAGCUACAUCAUCAUCUCGUUCUUAGUGGUGGUCAACAUGUACAUUGCCAUCAUCUUGGAGAACUUCAAUGUGGCACAAGAGGAGAGUGGUGAUGCGCUCUGUGAGGAAGACUUUGAGAUGUUCAAUGAGACUUGGGAGAAGUUUGACGUGGAUGGAACUCAGUUCAUAGAGUAUGUCCAUCUCUCAGAUUUCUGUGAUGCUCUACAGGAGCCGCUGAGGGUUGCAAAGCCUAACCGGCUUCGCCUAAUUGAAAUGGACCUGCCUCUGGUUAUCGGGGACAGGAUUCAUUGUCUGGAUGUCUUGUUGGCUGUCACACAGAUGGUGCUGGGUGACACCGUGGAGAUGGCAGCAAUGCGGGAGAGCAUAGAGGCCAAGUUCAUCUUGAGCAACCCCACGUCAGCCUCCUUUGCACCCAUUACCACAACAGUGCGCCACCGAGAAGAGGAGUGUGCUGCUGUAGUUAUACAGAGAGCUUACCGCAAGCAUCUCCUGAAACGCUGCAUACACCACGCUGCGUUCAUGCACCGCUGUAGGAGGAUAGGCAGAAAGGACGAAGGUGAAGCUCCACAAGAAAAUGAAGGGCUGCUUGGCCGAAAGCUGGGAGUGCUCUACGGGAGCAACCAGGACUUGGCAGAAGAGAUGGAGAAGGCUGCUUUAGAAACUCUAGUAAGACAACAGCUGCUUAAUCCAGAGACAGUGACCCACGAUACAGGAGCAUCGUGUGGUCCAGAACCACCUGAGCCAAACAUCAUAGUUGUACCUGUAGAAAUUACUAAUGAGGUUUUAUUACACACUGCCCCCAGCCAACUUCUUUUGCCCCUGCAGGCAAACUUGAAGGAGUCGAUUGUAUAACAAACAGCAAAUGAAACUUUAAAUGUCUCCCCCCUGUUCCUUUUCUCCAUAAUGAGGACAUCACACAGUGCUAAAAAAAUUUUAAACUGCCUUUAUUUAUGAUCAUUAUACCAAAAAAGGAGAUUGCUUUUUAUGAUAAAUUAAUUCUCUUUUUUGGUUAAAGAACUAGAAAAUGGAGUACACACACUUAUCCAACAGAAACCUCUAAUUGGCUGUUUUAAAUCAGACAAUAAAAUAAAAAAUCCCUGUUUUGUUCUAAGAUAAAACAUCUUUGUGGACCAAAAUCUGUGUUGUGACAGAUUUCUACUACAGAAAACGAACCUGAACAAAACAAACAAACAGAAUGAGGUUGUUUCACUAAAACUAAUCUAAAACUAUUCAACAUAACUGGGUUUUGCUCUGAUUGCCUCAUUAACAGAUGGUGGCCAGGGGAUUUAAAGUUCAGAUAUGGCAGAAAUAUUAAUAAGGAAAAAUAACUUUCUUUGUAUGGAAAAAAACAUGUACACUAAUUUCCAACCUAACGACACCUUUAAAAUCAUGAGAAACAGAAAUAUCCCUUUUCUUCAAAGACAUUUUACUGCUGCUUUCUUAAAGAGCGAUUCAUUCAGUUAGACCUCUAAAUAAUUUUGUAUUGUGAAAUACAUUUUGUACAUAUGUUCAUUUACAACCCCCUGUUAGUAGCAUGGGCCACUAAUGCAGUUCUGUCCCUGACUGGCCCAGUUUAUAUUGCACUAUUUAUAUCCCUUCCAGGUUUAGUUCAAACUUUAAACUGUAAGACUACAAGCUUCCUGUCAGCACCGAUAUCUGCAUGUUUUAUAAAUGCCUUGUCUGUCUUUGGCCUCGGAGCUUAGAAAUGUGUCAUCAUUCAGGUUUUUACGUCAUCUGUGAAAAUGUGUUUACAUUACCUUGGUUGAGUAGAACUGCAAAUUAUAAAAUUGCUAUACACUUUCAAUAUGUUUUGCCUCAGGUUGGAUCAAGUGAAGAUGUGUUAACUUGAUUUUAAACUAAAUCAGAAUAUGAAUUAGCUUUUUUAUUUUAGCAGUGGCUCCAAUAUCAGUAUAGCUUAAGUCUGUCCUCAUGAAAAAGGCUGCUUUACCUGUUGUCUUAACUGAAAUUGAAAUGUCUUACCUUUCAACAUACAAGUGUGAAUACAAGCACUUUUAUUUUUUUUCAAGAGAUAAUAGAAGGUUCUCUCCUUCAGAACUGUUUUCACACCAACCUAGGAGAAAAAGCAGAAAUCAUUAUUUUCCUCCUUAUCUUUGGGAUGUGACCUGCAGGAGACUGACUUCAGAACCGAUUAACACACUGCUGCACUGAACUACAGUCUCUUCUGACAUAGUCACAAGACAGUGUCCUUCUUUUGUUUACAUUUCUAAUGUAGGGAGGGCCAUACAGGAAGUUUUACUGUCACAUCUACACUCAGUAUUGCUUGUACAGUAUAUAUAUUUUUCUGUUAAUCGUGUAUUUUUAUCAUUUUGUUAUUGUAAAAUUUUAAAGACGUUAGAAUAAAGUUCUUAUUAUAGGGAA